Messenger RNA from Corapipo altera (White-ruffed manakin), 2141 nucleotides. RefSeq names its product crystallin gamma S (gene CRYGS). The coding region runs from base 1564 to 2100 and encodes 178 amino acids. The transcript has 3 exons. Gene Ontology annotation, biological process: lens development in camera-type eye; visual perception. Lineage: Eukaryota; Metazoa; Chordata; Aves; Passeriformes; Pipridae. The record is from RefSeq and is a predicted model, not a curated record. Gene Ontology annotation, molecular function: structural constituent of eye lens.
UCUUGCCAGCUGAAGGGUUCGAAGGCUGCCCUGGCUCAGGGUUUUGAUACAAACACUGUUGCUGCUUUCCAUAUUUCUCAUAAAGAAUAUCAGCUUGGCUAAGCACCAUUCUCCUGUGCUGGUGGGAGCUGUUCUAGGAGAUGUACUUGUAGCUGAGCACCUAAAUAAACUCAGAAAACAGGGAAAGGCAUUGCAUGGAUGAGUGGAAGCAGCAGCUGGUGGUGCCUUUGGAAGAGCUCUCCAAGCUGAGAGCCAGAGGGAGGCACAGAGGUCUGUGUGCACAGCUUCAGAAUCCUUCUGAAGGUCUCCCUUGGCUCCUGGGCUGGCAGGUGAGGUGAGUUUAUUAUAUUUCUUAUAUUCAUGUGAGGUGAGUUUAUAAGAUUUAACCAACUUUUAAAGGAGGGAUGUGCGAAGAGACCACACCUACUGAUAGGACCUGGCUCGUGCUUGAACUGUGAUCUUCCUAAAACAGCAUUUGGGUUCAAAAAUGAAUAAAUUCAAGUGAGAGCAACAGCAGUGGGUGAUUGGAGGCACCUAAAAUGGGAAGAGGAGCUGCUCUGGGCAUGUGUGCCCCGGGCUCUCAGAUCUGCCCGCAUUGAGCGGAGCUGCUGUUGCGAGAGUGCUUGUCCUGACAGAUUUGAAAGAGGGGCUGCGUGUUUCGGGCGCUGCUGUGCCAAAUUCGUGUCCCUUUGUCUCCCUAAGCCUUUGGGCUGGGGCACUGAAUAGCUGCAGAGGUGGUUUUUCAUAAUGCCCUGGCGGGGGGGUGGGUGUGGGUCAGCCAGCCAGCCGAGGCCUCCCCGCCCCCGGAGCGUGGCUGCAGGGAAAACGCCUCUGCUCCAGCCUCGGGUGCUGGGGGGAGAGUUUGGAGUUGGAUUUGUGGCACCUGCAGAGACAAUCAGGAGUUUGGGCAGCAUUCUUUACUGUGGGAUGUGUGGGAUCACUCGCCACACAUCCUUUCCCUCUGUGUCAGGUGCUGUUGGAGCACUGUGGAUCAAGCUGAGGGUGUCCUGGGGAAAGCUGCACAGAUGUUUCCACUGAGAGCUUUCAGUCUGUCAGUGCAGGGCUGUGCUUUGCAAGCCUGUGGCGUGUGCCCUGAGCUCGUGUUUGUUAUUCCUUAACUGCAUCCUUCGCUGCACAGAACAUUCCCUGAGAAAUACUGUGUCCCCUCCUUAGGAAUGGGGGUGGUCCCUUCGAUCCAACGAGGAUUCCUUCUGCUUUAACAAGCUGGGAAGGGAGGGAGCAGCCAAACUACCCCCCGUGCUCCCGGGCUUGGCAGGGGGCUGCGUGUUUUGAGUGCGUUUGGCAGAGUUUUGGUGUUCUGACUCAGCAAAUGGUAACAAAGGGAGGAUGGCGAAGCCUUCCUUUAUUCCAUAAUCCUGUUUGCUUUUCUGGAAAUCGGCUAUAGCCUCAGAAUCACUGACUCAAUUUUUGGAUCCUAUUCUCAUGACAAAGCGGCUGUCUGGUUUAAAACAAGCCCGUUAUAAAAAGGGCACCUCGGCUCCUGGCUGUUUGUAACAGCUCCUGACGUUCCUCCGGCACAGGGGAGCUUGGCUGGAACGGAAAAUGUCCAGAGCUGGAACCAAGGUCACCUUCUAUGAAGACAAGAACUUCCUCGGCCGCUACUACGAGUGUGACAGCGACUGCCCCGACUUCCACACCUACCUGAGCCGCUGCAACUCGAUCCGUGUGGAUGGAGGCACCUGGGUGGCCUACGAGAGGCCCAACUACGCGGGGAACAUGUACGUGCUGACACACGGCGAGUACCCCGACUACCACCACUGGAUGGGCCUCAACGACCGCCUGGGCUCCUGCAAGUACAUCCAGAUCCCGAGUGGAGGCCGGGGCCACAUCCAGGUGUUCGAGAAGGGCGAUUUCGGUGGGCAGAUGUUCGAAGCCACCGAAGACUGCCCCUCUGUCAUGGAGGAGUGGCACAUGCGUGAGGUGCACGCCUGCAGGGUGCUGGAGGGCGUCUGGGUUUUCUACGAGCACCCCAACUACCGGGGCCGGCAGUACCUGCUGCCCAAGGGGGAGUACCGCAAGCCCGUGGAGUGGGGAGCGGCCAGUCCCGCCGUCCAGUCCUUCCGCAGCAUCACCGAGUGAGCCGAGCCCGUGGGCUGGGCUGCCACAACCCCCCAAUAAAC